AUGGCCGACACGAUGGCGGAUGUUCUCCUCGGAACUGUUGUGCGCGGUGGCGGCUCUCGCCAUGUGGUGGCGGCCACAGCGGUGGCCCUCUGGCGAACGGCCUGGGCUGGCGGCGGCAACCUGCAGGUCGAGGACAGGGAGUUGGCUCACGAUGUCCAGGCGCAGGUCGAGCUCUUCAAUGCCGUCCUGCGAGCAAAUGUCGAGGCGGCGGUCCGUGACGGGCCGAUCGAGAUCGACGGCUGGGCGACGGCGCCCAGGAACGCCGCGGAGCAUGGCGUCCUCGGGGAGGGCGCGGAGGCGUCGCCCCAGUGCGGACAGCAGACGGGGCGGCGGCGUCGCGCCCGCGGCGCGCAGGACAUCGCCAUCGUCGGCAUCGACGGCCACUUCGAUGACAAUAUCGACAUGCGCCAGUGCGGGUCCGUCCGCGAGGACGUAGUGAUCAUGGAGGAAGUUCGCUUCCGCAGGGGGGGGAACAAAGACAGCUCCAAGUUCGAGCAGGUGGAGGAGCUGAUGAAGAGUUGCCAGAAGGCGGAGUUCGAGCCGCCCUGGCAGUUCAUGAAGGAGGUGCAGGUCGACAAGGCUGAGGGCGUCGCGUCCGCGGGGCUCAGAACCGAGCCCGUCUCCUCGCGAUUGCCGGCCAAGUGCCCGAAGGGUUGCCAGCGCCGCCCAGUGACCGUGCUCAAGCCUGCGCAGAUUGCGACAGGCGCCGGCGCCGGCGCGCUGGCGCUGCUGCCGGCCCCGCUCUGCGGCCAGCUGCUGGAGGAGGCCUACGGCGCGCUGCAGGGCUGGGCGCCGAGCCGGGCUGAGCUCGAGGAGCCCCCGACCCAGGGAGGCAAACCGCCCGAGGUCGAUGCUGGAGGACAUGAGGCCAACGAGGGGGAUGCAGAGCUGGUUGCCCUCCGCGCCAAAGCUGACGCCAUGGAGGAGGCCAUCAACGCUAUCAAGAAGUGUUCGGCCCUGGGCGGCUCCCCGAUUCAAUCACCGAUGGAGUCUGAGCUCACGGCCGUGCGCAAGUCGAUCGCCGAGCGCAAUAGCGAUGACAACGUGCAGGCGCGCUGGUGCCCCGCGCCGCCGCCGCCCGCUGUGCCGCGGGGGCGCCCGGCGGCCACGCAGGCGCCGCGCGGCAGGGCCUGUGCUGCAAGCGACGAGGCGUACGUCGGGCUGGGCGCGGACGCCGCGCUGCGGCUGCGGCGGGAGAUCCUCCGCGGCGCCGCGGAUGCCGCCGGCGGCCUGGCCGCGCUGCAGUCCUUGGCGCCGCGGCCACCGGUGCUGCACCUCCCGCGCGGCGGCGGCGGCGCCCCGCCGCGCGGCCCGUGCGUGCUGCUGAGCGCGCAGCGGCGGUGGGCGCUCGAGCGGGACACGCUGCUGGUCAUCGUGAUCAUGGAGACGGUGGUGCUCGUGAUGACGCUGGGGGUUCCGCUCUGCCGCUACAGCGGCGCUCGCCUCCUGGGCUGGGGCAUCAAGAGGGCCAUCAUGUCGUUCGACAAGAGCCUGUUCGGAGCCAAGGUGAACAUCGGGGAGAUCACAACCAGUCCCAUAGAAGGCUGGGUGCGGAUCGCGAACUUGGACGUGGGAAACCCGACGGCCCACGAGUACCUCUCGACGUAUCUGCUCAGAGCCAAAGAGAUUCAGGUGGAUCUGGACAUGAGCGUGCUGGCCAAAAGCUUAGGCAAAACGAUCGAAGUCGAGGAGGUGACACUCAGGGGCGUGAGCGUCAUUGUGGAGAAAGGCCGCGAGUCGUCAAAUCUCCAGGACCUCAUCGACCACCUGCAGAAGCUUGCAGAGCCGGACGAUGGGCAGGCAGCUGACGCCGUCGCCGUCACGUCUGCGACCGCGCCGAAGGCGUCUCAGGUCAAGGUGAUCCUGCGGAAGCUGGUGGUCAAAGACGUCGGCGCCCAGAUCAUGGUGCCGCAUCUCUUCUGCGGCGCCCGCCAUCACAUCCAGAUCGCCGACAUCGAGGAGACGGACUUCCACUCGCAGUACGCCGACGCCAACGGAGCAAUCUCGAUGACCACGAUGAUCAGUACCGUGGCCACCAUCCUUCUGAGGUCCAUCGGGAAGUCCAUAGUCGCCAACACCAUAGGCCGUUCGACAGCGGACUGGCUCAUGGAGUGAAGUGUGGGGGCUCCGCCUGUUUCCCGUCGUCGUCCUCCUCCUCCCCUCCGCGCGCGCCUGGCAUGGAGUUUCUUGUGGACGCUGGAUCCUGGAUGGUGUCACAAGUCCCGACCUGGCCGACAUACCCUUUUCGCACCCUCGCGCGCGCAGGCACACGAUGCCUGCCUCGACGAGCUCAGCCCAACGCCCCGC
Molecule: messenger RNA, 2307 nt
Organism: Prorocentrum cordatum
Lineage: Eukaryota; Dinophyceae; Prorocentrales; Prorocentraceae
Source: the annotation of a GenBank genome assembly